Indicator indicator is the source of this 1593-nucleotide messenger RNA. It is a transcript of the gene ANGPTL1, whose product is annotated as angiopoietin like 1. Lineage: Eukaryota; Metazoa; Chordata; Aves; Piciformes; Indicatoridae. Bases 43 to 1593 code for a protein of 516 amino acids. Gene Ontology annotation, biological process: cell surface receptor protein tyrosine kinase signaling pathway. The record is from RefSeq and is a predicted model, not a curated record. The transcript has 4 exons.
CCAUCAGUUUUAGGCAGUUUAAACAGUAUAGGAGCCUUAGUAAUGGCCCUAAUUCAACGAUUUUCACCUUUUAUCUUUUUGAUAGUUUCUUCUGACAGUCCUCACACUUGCCUUAAAAUGAAGAUAUUUAAAUGGACUUGGGGUGUACUACUGUUCCUGCUGUUGUCUAUCGGGCGCUGUACAGAGCAAUUGACACCUAGCAAAACAUCCCAACGGAGACAGCCCCGUUCAGCAGAUGGAGAGGAAGGGAAGAAAUGUGGUUACACAUUCCUGGUCCCGGAACAAAAAAUCACAGGACCAAUCUGCGUGAAUACUAACGGGCCAGGUAACGGUAACAGAAAAGAUGAAGUCACAAGGAUGGACAUAGAGAACUUGAAGGAUGUGCUGUCCAAGCAGAAGCGGGAGAUUGACAUUUUGCAAUUGGUAGUGGAUGUGGAUGGAAACAUUGUGAAUGAAGUAAAAUUACUGAGGAAAGAAAGCCGAAAUAUGAACUCUCGGGUCACCCAACUCUAUAUGCAGCUCUUGCACGAGAUAAUUCGAAAGCGUGAUAACUCGCUUGAGCUUUCCCAGCUGGAAAACAAAGUCCUUAAUGUUACAACAGAAAUGUUGAAGAUGGCAACAAAAUACAAGGAGCUUGAAGUAAAAUACGCAGCACUAACUGAUCUUGUAAAUAAUCAGUCUGUAACUAUCUCGCUGCUGGAAGAGCAGUGCUUAAGAAUCUUCUCGCGACAGGACACCCAUGGGUCUCCACCUCUUGUUCAAGUCGUGCCACAGCACAUUCCUAACAGCCAGCCAUACACUCCUGUUCUUCUGGGAGGUAACGAGAUACAGCGAGACCCAGGUUACCCUAGAGACAGAGAUGUUAGGCCACCACCUGACCCAGCUACUUCUCCUACAAAGAGUCCUUUCAGAGUACCACCACUGGCUUUAAUUAAUGAGGGUCCAUUCAAGGACUGCCAACAAGCCAAGGAAGCUGGGCAUUCCAACAGUGGGAUUUAUAUGAUCAAACCUGAAAAUAGCAAUGAGCCAAUGCAGCUAUGGUGUGAGAACAGCCUGGACCCCGGAGGAUGGGCAGUUAUUCAGAAGAGGACAGACGGAUCUGUCAACUUUUUCAGGAACUGGGACAGUUACAAGAAAGGAUUUGGAAACAUUGAUGGAGAGUACUGGCUGGGACUGGAAAAUAUUUACAUGCUUACCAAUCAGGAUAAUUACAGACUGUUGAUUGAGUUGGAGGACUGGAGCAAUAAGAAGGUCUAUGCAGAAUACAGCAGUUUCCGCCUGGAGCCUGAAAGUGAAUUCUACCGGCUGCGCUUAGGGACAUACCAAGGAAACGCAGGCGAUUCCAUGAUCUGGCACAACGGGAAGCAAUUCACCACACUGGACAGGGACAGGGAUAUGUAUUCAGGGAACUGUGCUCAUUUUCACAAAGGCGGCUGGUGGUACAACGCAUGUGCCCACUCGAACCUGAACGGGGUGUGGUACAGAGGAGGCCACUACAGGAGCAAGUAUCAGGAUGGAAUAUUUUGGGCUGAGUACCGAGGAGGUUCCUACUCCUUGAAAGCUGUUCAAAUGAUGAUCAGACCUAUUGACUGA